CAUGUGUUUUAUAGGUAACAAAAACUGUUGUCAAGCGUUACUAAGGAAGUGGAAAGUUUGCUUAGCGUUCGGUGCUAACCAGCUAAGCUAAAGAUAGCUAGCCAGCUACCUCAAUAACGAUGUAUUCUCACAACCCUGCAAUGGACGGAACUUGAUUUUGCUUUCCCCCAGGUAUCUAACGACGAUAAUAAUUUGAUUAAAUGAAGCGUCAUGUCUAAUGCAUGUGUCUUUCCCAGACUGCCAGGUUCCUAGCUAACUAGCGUUCUGCUGUCAUAGAUUAGCUAGCACACAGCUAACAUUAGUUACGUUUCUCAAGCUAGAUUGGGCGCAUAGUAAGCAUUAGCUAGCUAUCUCUGCUAUCAGAACCCAUAACUAGGAGCAUAACAUGUUAACGAUGAUGUAGCUAUCUAGUUAGCUAGCCUUAAAAGUGAUCAGCUAACGUUAGCUUAGCUAGCUAGUAAAUUUAGCACCCAGUUAACGUUAACUAGCUGCCAACAGAGCUGCCACUUUCAGGCAGUAAUUUAGCUAGCUAGCUAGCUACCGAUAACGAGUCAAUCAUAUGUGCAGUUUACUAGAUAACGUUAGCUAACUAGUUAGUUAGUAAAAUUAAUCGUGCCUAAUGAUGUAAUACCUAUCUUAACGUUAUACCUUGUGUGAGAUCAGUAACAGGGCAACAUAUGGAGCUAAUGUGAAGUAUGAGUUAAGGAAUAGAAUUGAGCCAUCAAACAUAAUUAUACAUAUUAUCAAUCACUUCUCAAUAAUAGUAGCUAAAGUAAUCGUUUUCUAGAUUAUCUCCUUCUAAUCAAAUGGAGUCCCCAUGCACCUAGAAGGUGCAGCCUGCUAUGAGGAUGACUGAGAAUGGGGAGGACAGCAGCCCCUCUCAGCCUGUUGUUGGAGUGUUACCUGGUGGAGCUCCUGGUGGGAAGAAUCCAGGAGAAGUAAGUGGUGACAAUAGGCUGGUGAACCCCAAUACAGAAGACAACAAAACCACAAAGCUCCUCAACAACACCAUGAAAAUCACUCAGGAUGUACGAGACCAAAGCAGCAAGACCAGUCCCUACCAGCCCCGACCACCCCUGCUGCCAAAGCCCCUUGCACUGUCAAAUGGAGGGAACAGUGGUUCGGUGGAGGAGGUGAGAAGCAGGAGACUGAAGAACAGCCAGGAGAGUCUGACCGACCCAGCUGAGACCGGUUCCUCCACAGAAUCUCUUAAAGAGGAUUCAACAGUUACAGGUGUGUUCACCUUGAGCGGUGCUGCCACCUUGAGGAACGGACAGGGCUCUGUCGUGGGACCCCAAUCGGCUCCAUCAGGGUCCCCCGUCUUCGGAGCCAGGGGCCAGAGCUUUUCAGAGUACGAGCGGGGGCCCCACGACCACCACAGUGACCCUGCAGAGCAGCGGGUGAGGUCCUCCAAGGUACGCCUCUCUCCCUUACAGCCCUCGGGUCCAUUUCCUGCUCUGGAGCAGAGCUUGGCUUCCGCAUCCUUAAGGACGGCUAAUCGGAUUGACAGGGAUUGCCUGGAUUAUGGCAUUGUGCCUGGGAGGGCUGGGCCGGAGAGGCUGCAACUGCACAGGAACCUGAGCGACAGCCGGCUUCUGGAUAACAUGGUGUCGGACAACAUCUCUGUCAACUCCAUGAAGUCCACGUUCAGCGUGUUGAACCCCAUCAGACCCAGGGACGUCAGGAACAGGAGUUUUUUGGAGGGCAGUGUGCUGGGUAGUGGUGCCCUGCUGGGGGCUGAGGAGCUGGACCGCUACUUCCCAGAGAGGAGAGUUGGCAUCUACAUAGCCACAUGGAACAUGCAGGGAGAAAAGGGACUUCCAAACAACCUAGACGAUCUGUUGCUCCCGACGGACUCUGAAUUUGCUCAAGACUUUUACAUCAUCGGAGUCCAGGAGGGAUGUCCAGACCGGAGGGAAUGGGAGAUCCGUCUUCAGGAGACUCUGGGGCCGUACUACGUCAUGCUCUACGCAGCCUCCCACGGGGUUCUCUACCUCACUGUGUUUGUCAGGAGGGACCUCAUUUGGUUCUGCUCAGAAGUGGAGCAUGCCACGGUCACAACACGCAUCAUGUCUCAGAUCAAAACCAAAGGAGCUGUGGGGAUCGGCUUCACUUUCUUUGGCACUUCCUUCCUCUUCAUCACCUCCCAUUUUACCUCUGGAGAUUCCAAAGUGUACGAGAGGAUUCUGGACUACAACAAAAUCAUUGAAGCACUUGCUCUUCCUAAUGGUCUUCCAGACACCAACCCUUACCGCUCCACAUCCUCGGAUGUGACAACACGGUUUGAUGAGGUUUUCUGGUUUGGGGACUUUAACUUCCGUCUGAGCAAAGAUCGUGUGGGGGUAGAGGCCAUUCUAAACCAGAACCCGGGUGUGGACAUGGGCCCUCUGCUCCACCAUGACCAACUCUCCAAGGAAAUGAAGGAUGGUUCCAUCUUUAAAGGCUUCCAAGAAGCACCAAUUCAGUUCUUCCCCACCUACAAAUAUGAUGUUGGCUGUGACAUGUACGACACCACCUCCAAGCAGAGAACUCCCUCGUACACAGACAGAAUACUGUUCAGGAACAGGCAGGUGGAUGACAUCAAAGUGAUAAAGUACACCAGCUGUUCAACGAUAAAGACGUCAGACCACCGGCCUGUCAUCGCCAUGUUCCAGGUCAAACUGCGUCCCGGGAGAGACAAUAUUCCUCUGGGAGCAGGCCAGUUUGACAGGAGUCUGUACCUGGAGGGCAUCAGGAGGAGGAUCACCAGAGAGCUGAAGAAGAGCGAAGCCAUAAAGAACCAGGGCAGCAGCACCAUCUGCUCAAUCUCCUGAACCUGGACCGGACUUGACUGGACCAGUCCUCCCUCCAGAAUCACUCUGACCCAGUCGUGAUGGACAAAAGGGAACCAGUCUUUGGUUGCCACUUCCAGCCCAGUCUGUGUGUGGGUCAUGGAAGUCACAGAAACUGAUCUGUGAGCACCCCCUACUGAGAGCUGUUGGAACUGUCACUCAUGGUUUAUGGGGGGCUGAGGUUGUAGCUGUGGGGCGGUUCUUGAGGGUAGGGACCUUGAAUUAAUGACAGAUACCAGCCUGCAGACUCAGCAGUUAACUGGUCUAUUUAUACAGCCCUUCCACAAACAAGACUGAGCUGAGGAACGUGCCAUUGAAGAUGACCUUUUAGACAGUCAGUCACAUCUCCAUCUGUGCGCUGGCUGGCUGAAGCGAAUGCUUUAUGUAAAUUGUACUUUUAAAAAAAUGUCUAAUUGUUUUAUUUAACAAGCCAGGUUGAUAUGGACUAUGUAAUGUCACCUUUUUUACUUGGUGUAACAGUUUUCAAAGGCCUUGUAAAAUGCAUUUUCAACAAACAGCUCUUACAGAUGUUUAAUAGUAUACAUCACUUUCGGUUGAUAUACCAAAGCUCAAUUCACUCCAAAACUUUUGUGUUUUUCAUGGAAAAACGAACCCAUGUGAUUUCACAGAAAUUGGCUUGUUAUUCGUAUCAACUUUAUAGGAAAGGUCAGUUAUUUUGGUGUUGCUUGAUGCAAAUGCAUUCCCUACAAGUACGGUACUUAUUGAAAUAACUUAAUACAUGGUCUUUUCUGGCAUUGUAUAAUACCAGAUGUAUGAAUAAUAUCUUUCAAAUAUUUAACUUAUUUACAUAUUGUAUAAUAUCUCACAUAAUAGAUACAGAAUCAUCUUUUGCAAUGGUGAUGUUGAUCGUGUUGGAGGGGUUUGUUAGACCGUACUCUGGUUCAUUGCCUUAAUGUCACCUGUCUUGACUAAAUGAAAUACACUGUCAUGUAACUUAUUCAAAAAUGACUUUCCGUCCUGUAUUGUGCUAACGAAGGGAAGAUAAUUCAUUUUGUUCUUGCAUGAAGAUCAAUGGUUCUGGUGUAAUGGUGAAUCAUGAGUUGUCAUUACGUGCUCAUGGCAAGUGCCUGUGAUCUUGUUUGUGAUUUCCUCAGGACUCCAUAUCUGUGCAUCUUUUAUAACACAUGCUUUGUGAUGUAACAUCACAUAAAAAAAUGUUUGGUA
This is a messenger RNA of Oncorhynchus nerka (sockeye salmon), 4016 nucleotides long. Its product is annotated as phosphatidylinositol polyphosphate 5-phosphatase type IV-like. Gene Ontology annotation, molecular function: inositol-polyphosphate 5-phosphatase activity; phosphatidylinositol-4,5-bisphosphate 5-phosphatase activity. Gene Ontology annotation, cellular component: Golgi apparatus; nucleus; axoneme. Gene Ontology annotation, biological process: phosphatidylinositol dephosphorylation. The transcript is spliced from 10 exons. The coding region runs from base 843 to 2813 and encodes 656 amino acids. Lineage: Eukaryota; Metazoa; Chordata; Actinopteri; Salmoniformes; Salmonidae. The record is from RefSeq and is a predicted model, not a curated record.